AUGGCGGAAGCAGUAGCUGGUUUGCUCACGUCCGGUUUCGUUAAGAUCGCGAAAGAUACACUGGGCUCUGCCAUCGGCAACCAGGCCAGCUUGCUGUGGAACUUCACCGAUGAUCUGCAGGAGAUGAAGGACCAUCUGGAGACCAUCUCAGCUGCGCUCGAGGACGCCGAGAGGCGGUCGGUAAAGGAGAAACUGGUGCAGCUAUUGCUGAAGCGGCUCAAGGACGUCGCCUUAGACAUCUCCGACGUGCUCGAAGACUACCAAGACACCAGUGACCAAGCAACUGCAAAGAAUCCUGGGGUGCUCUCGUGUAUCCCAACUGCAUACAAGAAGAUUGCCAUCGCUAAUAGGAUGAAGAGUUUGAGAAAAGAGCUGAUGAAAAUCAAUAUGGAGUUUGGUAGUUUUGAGUUCAUCAGCACACAAGGCACUUGCACUACUAUUGUUCAGCAUUAUGACAAAUUUGAGACAACAUCACAUUUUUUGCCUGAAGUAGAAGGGAGGGAAGGAGAAAAACAGGAAAUCAUAAACCUGUUGUUACAAGCAAGAUCAAACCAUGAUGAGAAUGAGACAGUGAUUGUUCCUAUCUAUGCCCUUGGAGGUAUGGGCAAGACUACUUUGGCACAACUAGUAUACAACGAUGACCAAUUCAAGCAGUAUGAUUGUCGUAUGUGGGUUUAUGUCUCCCAAGAUUUCAAUUUAUUGAAAAUAGGAAACUCUAUAAUUUCUCAAGUAUCAGCAGAAGGUGCUCAGCAAAAUAGGGAUCUCCAGAAUAGAGGUCUGCAGGUGAUAAUGGACUGCCUUGAUAACCAACUCUGUAACAAGAAAGUUCUGAUCGUUCUAGAUGACUUAUGGGAGAAAGAUGACACUGAGUUGAGCAAACUGAAGAAAAUGCUUCAUGUGGGCAAGAAGGGCAGUAUGAUAGAUGUCAUAGUAACCACACGAGAGGAAGGAAUUGCAAGGGAAGUUUCCACCAGUAAACUAUAUAAGCUACAUCCUUUGAAGAAUAAUGUAUGCUGGGAAAUAAUUAAGAGAUCCAGUAAUUGUAACCAAAAGGAAUUUGAGUGGAUAGGACUGGAUAUUGCAAAGAAAUGCGGAGGUGUGCCAUUGGCAGCUCAAGCACUUGGGUACAUGUUACAAUCCAAAGAUAUAUCUGAAUGGAAAAACAUAAAUGACAGUGAUAUCUGGAAUGAAACAUCAGAUGAUAGAGUGCUUCCAUCCUUGAGGUUGAGUUAUCAAAGGAUGCCACAGCAGCUGAGGAUAUGCUUUUCCUAUUGUUCCAUAUUCUCAAAAGGACACAAUAUUGUUGAAAAUGACUUGAUUCACCAGUGGAGUGUGUUGGGUUUCAUUGAGACAUCAAAGGGGAAGGAAUACAUCAAACACCUUUUAGGAAUGUCCUUCCUUCAAGUUUUAAAGAUGCCCUUGACUUCUCAAAACCAUGAGGUGCGAUACACAAUGCACGAUCUGGUGCAUGACCUGGCAAGAUUGACAAUGGCUGACCAGCUAAAAAUUUACGAUGUUGCACCACCGAGAAAGACAAGGGCCCACAAAUAUUUCCGUUAUUCAUUGCUCAAAAAGUAUGACAGUACAACAAAGUUGGAAAAUAUGCCUUCAAAGAUGAGGGCACUUCAUUUCUCAGAUAGAGUCCAACUGAAUAUCCGGAGUGGUGCAUUUUCAUUUGCAAUGUGCCUGCGUAUUUUGGAUUUCAGUGAAUGCUCGGGUGUAUUGUUGCCAGCUUCAAUUGGCAAACUGAAGCAGCUGAGGUGUCUUAUUGCUCCAAGAAUGCAAAAUGAGACUCUCCCUAAGUGUAUCACUGAGCUAUCAAAACUGCAAUAUCUAAACUUAAAUCAAUCUCCUAAAAUUUCUGCACUGCCAGAUUCAGUUGGCAAGCUUGGGUAUCUGAAAUAUCUAUGUUUAUCAGGCUGCUCUGGUAUAUCUGAACUGCCAGAAUCAUUUGGCGACUUAAAGUCUAUGGUUCAUCUUGACAUGUCAGGAUGUUCUGGAAUAACAACAGUGCCAGAGUGUAUCACUGAGCUAUCUAAACUGCAGUACCUAGAUAUAAAUGGAUCUUCUAAAAUUACUGAACUACCAAUAUCAAUUGGCAAGCUUGGGUGUCUGAAAUAUCUAUGUUUGUCGGAUUGUUCUGGUAUUUCAAAACUGCCAGAAUCAUUUGGUGAUUUAAAGUGUAUGGUGCAUCUGGACAUGUCACGUUGUUCUGGGCUAACAGAACUGCCAGAUUCUCUUGGUAAUCUCGCGCAUUUGCAGCAUCUUAAUCUAGGUGGAUGUUACACUGUAAAAGCACUACCUCAAUCAUUGUGUGGCCUAACACAACUCCAAUAUUUGGAAUUGUCAUCAUGUGCUGGUCUUGAAGGGCUACCAGGGAGUAUUGACUUUAUUGCUACCCUUACCAAUCUGGAGUACCUGGGCCUAUCUUGGAAUUUUGGUCUUGCAUGUCUUCCAGAAAGUUUUGGUAACCUCAAAAGAUUGCAUACAAUGGAUCUUUCUUGUUGUUCGAAGCUUAAGUCCCUACCAGAGAGUAUAGGUAAACUUGGGCUGAAGUCUUUAGUGCUGGACGGGUGCUCCGAUGCACUGCUGGAUCAGGCCAGUUCCCUGGUAAAUUAUUCACAAACAUUACCACUCUUCAAGGUUCGUGCAGAUGAGGUCAAUGGUUGCAGCAAUCUUCCUCUGCUCGAGGGCGCCCAUGUCAGUGAGUUAAGAAUACAUUGUCUUGAAAAUGUAAGGUCUCUAGAAGAAGCAACUAAAGUUAAGUUGUCAGACAAACAUAAUCUCUCGAAGUUAAUAUUGUCUUGGUCUACAAGAUACAAGCGUGCGGUUCAAAUUUUGGAGGACAAAGAUUUGUUGGAACAACUAGUGCCACCUACUGGUUUGAAGAGCAUGCGCCUCGAAGGUUACAGCAGUACAAGCUUUCCAGUCUGGCUCAUGUGCAUUUAUCGUCACCUCAUAAACCUUGUUUCUAUCGAACUCAGCCAGAUGCCUACGUGUAGCAGCCUGCCACCACUUGGGCAGUUACCACACCUAGAAGAGCUGGAGCUCUCGGAAUUGCCUGGCAUUAAAAGAAUCGACAGGGAAUUCUGUGGUGGCAAGGGGGCUUUCCGUCGAUUGUCAUCCUUCUCCAUCUCACAAAUGGAUGGGUUGGAGGAGUGGAACACAACAUACUGUGUUGAGGAUGGUGUGGAGGAGUUCAUGUUCCCUGUGCUAGACACUCUGUGGAUAGUACAGUGUCCAAGGUUGAGGUUGAAGCCAUGCCCACCAACAUUUCGUGAGUGCAUUCUAUCUAGCAGCGACCAAGUUAUUUCAUCAUUGGAGGAGGUAGACAUAACCAGUCAUCACUGCUCUUCCUCUAGUGGGGCCAUCAAAUUGGAUUUGCAUAUGGUGGGCGAGUCCUGCCAGAGCAUCAGGCUAUUCCACCACUUCCCUGCCCUCCGAGAGUUGACAAUCUCUGGAGAUCACCUGACAAACGUGCCGGAAAGCAUGCGGCACCUCACUUCCCUUGAGUUGUUGAGGUUGCAAUGGUGCGAUAGCAUAUCAGCACUGCCUGAGUGGCUCGGCGACCUCUCCUCUCUAAAAAGCCUUGUCAUCUUUGCAUGUCCCGGCAUCAAGUCGUUGCCUGCAUGCAUACAGCAACUCACCAAGCUUCAGACGCUGGAGAUAAGUGGUUGCACGGAACUGGAGAAGUGGUGUGAAUCAGAAGAGAACAAGACGAAGCUGGCUCACAUCAGCAAUGUUCGAGUGCUUGCGCCGCUGGAGUACCACGAGAUGGCCCCAACGGCCACGCGCCUCGGCGUCAUGGCGUCUGACGCGACAUGCCUUGGAGCACUCACCAUCUUCGCCGACCCCUCUGCGUACAUCCUCGCCGUCAAGCCAUCACAGCUCUCCGUGUCUGGUGUCGUCGGGCACGCCGUCACCAUCAGCUACAUCCCUAAGUCGUACCACUCCGUCCUCGACUUCGCCUAA
Miscanthus lutarioriparius is the source of this 3972-nucleotide messenger RNA. The record is from the annotation of a GenBank genome assembly. NCBI's taxonomy places the organism in Eukaryota, Viridiplantae, Streptophyta, Magnoliopsida, Poales, Poaceae.